Molecule: messenger RNA, 2667 nt
Organism: Choloepus didactylus (southern two-toed sloth)
Lineage: Eukaryota; Metazoa; Chordata; Mammalia; Pilosa; Megalonychidae
Product: endogenous retrovirus group V member 2 Env polyprotein-like
Exons: 3
Coding region: 661-2250 (529 amino acids)
Source: RefSeq, a predicted model, not a curated record
ACAUCAUAAAUUAGGUCAUGAUGUUUGCUGUCCAGCCACCCGAGUGCCCCUCCCUAAUUCUGGCAUCCACAAACAGACCGUAGCCCCACCCAGUGCUUUCUGAGUUUUAUCCACUUUGCAGUUGCAGGCAGAGGGGACAGGAAGUGUUCAAUUACUUUCACUUAAAGCAACAGAACUAAAACACCCCAGGACACUCAGGUGUUGGUAAGUUGGCCAAGGAUGCCUGACCACAGGACUCCUAGUCCCAAAUGAGGGGACCCCUGAAAUCCUGAAUCUGCAUUACUGAGGAUUGGCCCAGAAUUCUGAAGAGGAAAAGUAACAGAGAGCUCUGAGGUCCACUUUUGCCCCCAUCAACACACUUGAAGCCAUCUGGCCGGUGCUAGCAGAAACUACCCAAGAGCCAGAGGAAAUCGUACCACCCCAUGGAUCUACCACACCAGGAUGAAAAAGGCAAUUGAACCAGCCACUGAGAAGCCACAAAACAAUAAAUCUCCCUCCUCAUGUGAACCUCUAUCAGCUCUAAGAUUUCUGUUCAAGAGAACCGCAGCUAAGUAACUUUCACAUGUCUGAAUUUAGAGCCUUGAAUGCAUUUGCUUUCACUUUCACAAUAGGAUUUCUGAUAAGUAUGAUUUUGCUCUAGAUUUGCAGGCCAGGAAAUCUAUGGGCUUGCAAGGGAUGGCUGGCUCAGCCAUGAGUCUUACUUUCUUACUUAGGCUUCUUUCAGUGACUGGAACCCUGAGUCAAACAAGUCCAUGGGCCAAUAAUACAUGGGUUAAAAUUACAUCAGAUAUUGUUAAAGGACAUAAUCUCUCCAACUGUUGGGUCUGCCAUGACCAACCCACUGGAGGUUCUCAAGAGUACCUCUGGCUAGAAGGGCACCCAGUUAAUGAGUCCAUAUGGCUACAGCACCCCAUAUUUAGAGCCAACAAAUCAUUCCCCAGCCCAGUCCUCCGCAUCCAGCCUAUCCCCAUAGAUAAAGGCGAAUGUGGUACUGGCAUCCCAGGGGGGCCAAAGUGUUUAGUAGUCAGUUCCUUACUUAGAACUUCCAACUUAGACCCUCGGCUGAACUCAACAUGUAGUAAAGAUCAAGAUUGUUAUAACUCAUUCCAACAUAAAGUAUUACCAAUCACCCCUUCUUUAGGAAAAAGGAAAAUAUAUUCCUUCUCUUACUACCCAGGUUGCCAACCUGAUCCUGAUGAAUAUGACUAUUAUGAUGAGUAUGAUCUAGACGGAGAUGAGUGCGCCAGUGCACUCUGGCAAGAUUCUCUCAUACUUGACCCCUUCCACUGGAUCCCACGAAACCACACCCAUUUGGGAGUAGAAAACCACAUGUCUUAUCCUGGGAAACUGUGCCUCAAAAAGGGGCUUAUGUUUCUUGGCCUUGACCCACAGAGUCAUGGGAUUGCCACUCAGUGUCUAGACACUAACACCACACUGGGUAUGUGGACAGUGGGCUAUGUGAUUCCUUCCCCAAAAAAUGUCCACCUUUACUCCAAUCUGUCUACCACAGAAGAGAGCCAAGCCAAGGCUCAUCAGAGAAAUAAGCGAGAAUUAGAGCUAAUUAACCUAGGGGUCUCUCUCCUUGGAGGCUCUCUCAUCAAUCUGACUGGAGAUAUCAUCUAUAAUGCCAUGGUAGCUCAAAACAUUACCAAUGCCAUAGCUGACUUAGCACAAGAGACAGGCCAAGACUUUCAGCUCCUUCAAAAAUCCCUAGACUCACUACCCAAAAUGGUGUUAGAUCAUCGCAUUGCCCUAGACUAUCUCUUAGCAGAGCAAGGAGGGGUUUGUGCCUUAGCUAAUACCUCCUGUUGCUUCUAUGUCAAUACCAUCAGCCAAGUUGAAACUAGCAUUAAAAUCAUUCUUGAUCAUGCCACAUGGCUCAGAAGUGAAGUCAGGGGCCAGCCAGCAGCAGAUAUCUGGAACACAAUGAAACAAGCAAUCCCCAGCUUUACUUGGUUUCUCCCAUUUCUAGGAUCCCUAGUGGCAAUUCUCCUGUUACUCAUAUUCAGGCCCUGUGUACUCAACUGCCUAACAUUCUCUGUAAGCAAGAGAAUUGAGGCCAUUAAGUUGCAGAUGAUUAUAACCCAAGGUUAUGAACAAUUGGGCCUUCAGGCUGCUGACAACCAAAUGGACCUUAAAGUAGCUAGGGAAAAUUUCUGCUCCUCUUCUGGGCCCCAUGACGACAUCCAUGUUCAGCAGGAAGCAACUACAGAAGCCAGAACUCCUGCCCUCAAUGUCCCUCAAGAAUGAGGAGCAGUAUAUAGACAGAGAGAGGAAUUGUUACCAGGAUGAAGUAUCAACCAUAGAUUAGCACUCAAAAGAAUUUCCACCUAACCUUUGUCUGAGCUAUGCUUGCUUUCAGAAAUCAAGUGCAGGAAGCCAGUAACCACAAGAGCAGCCCAAUCAACCACAGAUGGGUACUGUGUGCAGAAGUGCCGAGUGCAAAUGGAAAGUCCUGAAGUGCUGAGUGCAGACAGAAAAUCCCAAAGUGCUGAGGGCAAAUGGAAAGCACCAAGAGUCAAACGCAGAUGAUGCCAAGACAUGCCCCCUCAUCCCCUGUAAAAGAAUCUCACUUACCUCCCUUUGGGGAGAAGGUGACUUUAGGACAUGAGUCCACCCUUCUCCAUUCUCUGGCCAAAGAAUAAAGUUCUGCUUUGCUUCACAAAA